AUGAAUUUUGAGCUUUCUCCUACUGAGGAACACUACCUCAAACGUGAGCUCAUAAAGCAAGAGCUCCAGAGAGAAAUUGAUGCCCUGAAUGACGCACAUGCUCUUCGAAAGUUUGGUUAUCCCUUUGCGACAGGCGAUCCACGGGUAGGUCGCUCCCGCAGGAAGAUGAUACCGAACUUGAAAUCAUCGAAAAUGAAGAAAGACAAUUCGUUGGACUCCGCAGAUGCUCAAGAUACCGACUUCCCGCUGCUGAGCCAUUUCUUACAACACUUUGUCAUGACAGUGCCCCUCUUCUCACAAAAUAUGGUUGAGAAAGAAGAUUUCUGGCAACAGAAAGUCCAGGUGUUUUUUGAACAUUUUAUGCAAAUGAAGUUCAGCUCUAGUUUCGAUCGCGAAGAACUCACCAAACGCCGCAGAAUGGGUAUGAAGCUGUCAAAGAUUAUUUUGCUAGUGUAUAACUCGGGAAUUGCGAGCGCACAGGAACCCCAAUAUUUUGCACAGGACAAGUUCAAGCUGGAAGCUAAUAAUAUUGAAAACUACAAGAGCAAUAAGCUCGAUGAAUUUGUGAUGCCUACUAAAGAUAGCCUGAAGUUACUCUUGACGGAAGAGCCUUAUUUCAUCAACGGCUGGGACUUCAACGUAAUGGCUGCCUUUGACUAUUCCAAGUUGCAGACUGAAACAGAGGUCACGGCGAAGUCGCCUACCUCACCGUCCUCAGUCACUGGUGGGUGGAUGAAAUCAGCACUGACAUUUUCCCCAGUCUCUUUCAGCUAUCCCGCAAAGCUUUUCUCAAAAAUGACUCUCUCCGACAGUUCCCACGGGAAAAGCUACCAAUUCGUCACUAGGGUCCGUUCGAAAGAAUCAGGCGAGUCCUGGUUUGUUACUAAAACAUAUUCGGACUUCAAAAAUCUAGCUUCAGAUCUCGGAAAGGAAUUUCCUGGAAAAGAGCUACCUAAACUACCGCAUCGUAGUAAAGUUGGGGUAUCUACAACUACAGUAGUCUCUAAUUCUGCCAAAGAUGGAAGCGAAGCGGGCCCUACCACCCCCAAGGAGAGAAUAGCCUCCAGUUUUGAAACUGAUUCCCCAGUUCCAAAUGAUUCGGCGUCGGUUUCGGAUAGCGUUCAAAGCUCUCAUGAAGAGGAGGACUUCGAGGAUGCCCAUGACACCAUUACGCAGCAUUUGCCUAGAGAAAGAAUGAGAACCUCUCUCAGGAAGUUUUUGCGAACGCUGGUGGAAGACUCCGAAGUAUCAAAAAGCAUUUCGAUGUCUAAAUUCGUGAACACUGCUAAGGUUAUGAAAGACGAUCUUCCACCUGCGGUUGUUCAAGAUAUGAAACGUAGGGAAGCGGUAGACGUUGAAAAUUUACACAAUCAGGUUUUGUUCCAAAAACUUGCUUUCGAGCAUACCUUAGAACUUCAAAAAGCUAUGAAAGAGUUCAAAGCAUCAUUAUUAAAGGAUGAAAAUUACCUGGUCAACCUUUUCGCAGAAAUCAAGGAAAAAACUUGCGUCAGUAAUUUAUCUCCCACUCUUCAAAGUUUCAUGGCGUGGUGCCGAGUCAACAUGUCUGCAACGAUAUACACGACAUUUCUUGGAGGUGAUGGUGGACAUGAACUUUUCACUCAAAUCAAGAGACUACACAGGCUCAUGCCGUACACAGUCAUGGUCCAGAUUUUGAAAAUAACAAAUCCUAUGGCUAUCAUGAAGGGUAUGAUGGACUUGUUUAUGGCACGACCUUUCGGCGGCAAUUCAUUAUUACAGAAUAUGUUUUCAUCAGUUCUGAGCGAUGAUCUGAAAUCUCAAUUUAAACUCGCCAGGGAGUUAGAAGCUGCCAUUACCGGAGAGAGUAGAUUUGGCUCCGAAGUCGUAAAAGUCCUUGCCAUGGCAAUAUUUGAAAAUGAAGAUAGUCAAUUUGUGGAUAUGGAUAGUGUUCACGGUGAUGCUACUAGCAUGUCCAUGCCUAUCCCUGUUGUUCUCCUGAUGAAAUGCUCUGAUAUGGGACAUCUUUCUCAAGAUGCUCUGGGUGAGCUUAUCGAGUCGUACUCCUUAUGGAAAGGUCGCAAGAAUGCCGAGGAACUGGAGUUGUCGAGAAUAGAUUCUUCUACUUCAAUUGCAGAUGUUCCCGGUCUCUAUUUUUCACACGUUAAGGGUCUCCUCCAAAUCUACAUUCGUGAACGUGAUAAGAAGUUGAUGAAGCAAGUGUGGCAGGAUCCUGAGCUAUCGCAGCUUCUAAAGUCCAUGGUGACCAUACUCUAUGAGCCCCUGGUUCGCAUAUUUCGGGUUUCCAGAAUGGAUGUGGCAUUUCGCAGCUUUGAAAGGUUUAUGGACGACCUUGUUAAAUUGCUAGACGAGGUUUUCAACGGACAAAGUGCCUCCGCGACCACAUUCAAUAUUGUUGACGCAAUAAGUAAAGUGGUUGAGAAACACGAGGAUGCAUUAUUCCAGUUUAUUCACGACAUCUGCAUAAACGACUCAGAGAAUACAUUCGAAGGAAUGAUUAAAUAUUUAACCUCAAUUGUGAAGUUCCUGCAAAAAAGCAAGUACGAUAAAACGAAUAGAGUGGAUUUGACGAUCCUCGCGAAAGAAGCCGCGCAACGCGGAAUUGAUGUCAAAUCGAUUUCAGAUCAGGUAAAAGAGCUGGUUGCUAACAAGACCGCGUGUCGGCAAAUAUAUCAGAAGAUUGUAGAGACUCGGGUAUCCAAGACCGCUACUAAAAAGUUGAACGUCAAGGAAACGAUGGAACAAAAGUGGCAACAAUCGAACAAGGCUGCUCUGCCGGACGCAGUGACAGACAUUGGGUUUGAAGAUGGGGAGCUUGUUGACCUUGAUCUCGAUGUUGGUGACUUCUCGUUCUUGCUAGACAGCCAAGAAGAGACGCUGCAACGUGAAUAUCAAGAUAUGCUGGAGAAAAUAGUCGAUGUCAGCGAGAUAUCGAAAAUGGCCGAUUCAACAUUCAAGGAUUACUUGAGGGAAAAUUUAACAACAUAG
Molecule: messenger RNA, 2985 nt
Organism: Lachancea dasiensis
Lineage: Eukaryota; Fungi; Ascomycota; Saccharomycetes; Saccharomycetales; Saccharomycetaceae
Source: the annotation of a GenBank genome assembly